AAUACGAAUACUAUUUCGGCACUACGUGCCUCAAACCUGGCCCUCAUCGAGGAAUUAACCAGAAAGCUAGGGCAUUACGUGCCCAGUUCGGGCAUAGCCCUCACACUGGGCCCGCAAAUGACGACACGCGACUGA
Messenger RNA from Paraglomus brasilianum, 135 nucleotides. The record is from the annotation of a GenBank genome assembly. Lineage: Eukaryota; Fungi; Glomeromycota; Glomeromycetes; Paraglomerales; Paraglomeraceae.